AAAGUGCACAUAACCUUAUCAGUUGUUUGUUGACGCAAAAUACCGCAACAAUGUCUUUCAAAUUUGAUGGCAUUAAAUUGGACGAUCUGAAGGGGCUGUGGCCGUCGAUUCAGCGAAAACUACCACCAGAAGCAUUGGCCAAGCUUAAACACCAUUUGGAAUUGAUUAUUGCCAACGAGAAUGAUGUACAAGUCGCGACUUUGAUUGACUUCAUCCAAAGCUGUUGCGAACACAAACCGGUCAACUUUGAAGAAUACGUCGCGUAUGUGAUGAUUGCAUCGAGCGUUGAACUGUUGUCGGUUCCGUCAUCGCCUCUAUUUCGAAUGGAAAAGUUUCGUUUAAUGGCCCACACAUUCAAUACAUACAAUGACUACUGGAGCCAUGACGAUGAGCAUGUUAUGACUGUAGCUGAAGCGAUUUGGAAAGUGUCACCUAGUGCAUCGAACAUAAAUCACAUCGUGAUCGCCAUUCAUGGCUACAAUCAAUUCACAUUCAACGUCUCAAUUGUUCUACUGCUGGCUGCAUUUGGCAGUUUGGUGUCUAAGACAAAAUCUAACAAAUUACCGCUGCUCGAAGCUGAAGCCGUUUUCAAGAAACUCCAAUCAUUGGACAUUGUCAAUGAUCACAGCGAAAAGAAAAUCAUGUUCGAUUUUCUGUCGUCAUUCCAAAGCUAUCAACGACUGAUGUGUCUACCGGCGGCCAAGGAUACUUGCCUGUCAGAAUUGGCUGUCUUCAAACCAGCCCAGUUGGAACAGUUGAAGGAAUGCUUGAAAAAGGCAACACAAAGCUUGAACAAAACCAUUCGCGACCAGCAAGAUUUGAAUGAAAAUCCAUUGAUCGUUCAUUCCAUCGAGCUGACGAUGAACAACAUGGACUGCAUUCUCCCGACAGCAGGUAGUGGUUGAUUACCAGGCGCAUACUUUGAAACACAACACUUAGGUUAAGCGAAUGCUAUAGCAAAGAGAAGUGGAUUUUGUUGUUACGAAAUCUCGAUCUGAUGGAAAAGCGACGAUCUCACUCGUUUCAUAAGCAAAUUUUAUACAAGUUUCAAAUGCUCAGCAAUCAAUAAAGAACUCCUAAAGUUAUUUGUAUAUUA
Molecule: messenger RNA, 1096 nt
Organism: Sitodiplosis mosellana (orange wheat blossom midge)
Lineage: Eukaryota; Metazoa; Arthropoda; Insecta; Diptera; Cecidomyiidae
Exons: 3
Coding region: 51-905 (284 amino acids)
Source: RefSeq, a predicted model, not a curated record